This is a messenger RNA of Cheilinus undulatus (humphead wrasse), 5386 nucleotides long. RefSeq names its product serine/threonine-protein kinase WNK4-like. Gene Ontology annotation, molecular function: chloride channel inhibitor activity; protein serine/threonine kinase activity; potassium channel inhibitor activity. The record is from RefSeq and is a predicted model, not a curated record. Gene Ontology annotation, biological process: protein phosphorylation; intracellular signal transduction; negative regulation of sodium ion transport. The transcript is spliced from 22 exons. Lineage: Eukaryota; Metazoa; Chordata; Actinopteri; Labriformes; Labridae. Gene Ontology annotation, cellular component: cytoplasm; cytosol. Bases 374 to 4372 code for a protein of 1332 amino acids.
UGCUUGCUGAUAGAGCUCGUGCUCUCGCUCUUUACGUCCAUCUGUGGCCCUGUUUAUUAACAACAUGAAGAAGAAGAAGAAUACCCUUUCUUCUUUGUGGGUUUUAAACUCUGAAGAUGUUCUCCCCUGCCUCCAAACUUCACGAAAACUUCACUGACAUCAGCUGACUCCAGCGGACUGAGUGUGAACGUGGACCCGAGGAGUCCUCUGCGGGUCUGAUGCUGGAUUUACUGGUUCCAGUUUGACGAAUCAGCCUGAUUUAAAGACCCGCAGCUGCAGCAGCAUACUCACAGCAUCUUCCGUUUCACUGACAUCGUCAAGGGAGUCAAACCUGCAACACAGAAAGACGGAGGAAGAGCAGAAACUGAGCAGGAUGCUGCCAAACACUGGUGACCAAAGUGAGAAAAGGCAGGAAGACGAAGAAGGAAUGGAAGGAGAUGAAGAAGAGGAGGACGGGGAAGAUGAGGAGGAACGAUCUGUUCUUCCUCUACUUCCUCCCAUGAACGUGACAUCUUCAAGGGAUGACCCCACCGACCGAUUGGAUGCAGCCGCCAGCUUCCCAUCCAAUCAGGACUUGAGCUCUGACUCAGGCGAGGAGGUAACGGCCUCGCUUACUGGCCCGAAGAGGGUGUCGUUACCAUGGCAGCGAAAGGAGGAGGAGGAGCACGACGAGGCGGAGACCAAGGCGGUGGCGUCGUCUCCUGAUGGGCGAUUCCUCAAGUUCAACAUCGAGAUCGGACGGGGAUCAUUCAAGACGGUUUACAGAGGACUGGACACAGAGACCACGGUGGAGGUGGCCUGGUGUGAGCUGCAGACUCAUCGUCUGAACAAGGCAGAGCGUCAGAGGUUCACAGAGGAGGUGGAGAUGCUCAAGGCUUUGCAGCAUCCAAACAUUGUCCGGUUCUUUGACUCCUGGAAGGCGACACUUAAGGGUCAUAAAUGCACGAUCCUGGUCACGGAGCUCAUGACGUCCGGGACCCUCAAGACGUACCUGCGCAGGUUCCGCCAAAUGAAGCUGAAGCUGCUGCAGCGGUGGAGCUUUCAGAUCCUGAAGGGGCUGCAUUUCCUGCACACACGAAGCCCCCCCAUCCUACACCGAGACCUGAAGUGUGACAACGUCUUCAUCACUGGUCCCUCUGCUUCUGUAAAGAUUGGAGACUUGGGCCUUGCCACACUCAAGAAUGCCUCAUUCGCAAAGAGUGUCAUCGGGACCCCAGAGUUUAUGGCUCCAGAGAUGUAUGAGGAGAAGUAUGACGAGGCUGUAGACGUUUACGCCUUCGGCAUGUGCAUCCUGGAGAUGGCGACAUCUGAAUAUCCGUACUCUGAAUGUCAGAACGCCGCCCAGAUCUACCGCAAAGUGACCAGUGGAAUCAAACCUGACAGUUUCUCCAAAGUCAAAGUCCCCGAGUUGACGGAAAUCAUCGAAGGCUGCAUUCGCACCAAGAGCAGUGAGAGAUUCACAAUCCAGGACCUGCUGGAUCAUCGGUUCUUCCAAGAGGAACUAGGGGUCCACGUGGAUCUGGCCGAAGAAGAUGAUGGAAAAAAAGAGGCGCUAAAGCUCUGGCUGAGGAUGGACCCCAACAAGAAGCUGCAUGGCAAAUACAAAGACAACAACGCCAUUGAGUUCUUGUUCGAGCUCUAUAAAGACGUCCCCGAGGAGGUGGCCCAGGACAUGGUGGUGCUUGGGUUUCUUUGUGAGGCUGACUACAAGCUGGUCGCAAAGGUGAUCAGGCACAGGGUGACGGCCAUAAAACGUCAGCGGGAAAAAAUACGCCUGCAACAAGAGGAAGCUUUGAACCGCCAGAAGGAGACUGUAAUCGGGGAGGAUUCUGACCCCAACCCUCAACAACCAGAGCUGUCCAAUCAGAAAGCGGCAGUUGCAACUGGGAACGCGAUCAAUAAGCAGGACUUACCCACUAAGCCAGACACGGUCCCUGCAUGGAAACAGAACCCCUCUUCGUUGACAACUGCAUCAUCGAGCAGCAGCCCAAUGGAUUCUGGGAUAAGCAGCAUCUCCAGCAAGACGGACAGAGAUGAAGAAGAUGACAAAAACUCCAGGAACUCUGUGCAGUCCUCUGCUACAUGUACGGACAUUGCGGACUGUGAAAUAGAAAGAGCGUUCAGUCCCCCCAGUGUAUUGAAGAAGGCUGAGGCGGGGUCUGCUCUUCUCGCCAACCCUGCCCCGACUCCUCCCAUCCCAAACCCUGCCCCUGUGGCUCAGGAACCCCCUUGGCACAAGACUCCUUUCUCCAACAGUCGGGGUCAUUCCAAACCUCCACCCCUCCCAGUUCUUCGUUUCCCCAGGAGCAUCGCUGUGCACCAAAAUCUUGAGCAUCUACAUCAUGACUCAGUCUCUGGCUUUUCCUCACCUGUUGACAGCUACGCCUCUGAUGUAACUUCAGGUUUGAGUGACUGCAAUGAUGGCCAAUCAGACAAGAGCACCAAGGAGCUGACCGACCAGGAAGCUGCAAAACAGUUUAAGAAGAGAGCGAGGGCUCGACUCAAAAUAACAGGGGUGUCAGAGCUGCAGGACCGUGUGGUCGAGUGUCAGCUGCAAACUCAUGACAGCAAAAUGGUGACGUUCAAGUUUGACCUGGAUGGGGACAAUCCGGAGGACAUUGCCUCUGUGAUGAUCCACAGAGACUUCAUUCUUCCAUCAGAGCGACAGGGAUUUAUCUUCAGAAUGUAUGACAUCAUAAACAGGGCGGAGUCUAUGAUAAAUCAACAGCAGCUCGCAGACAGUGACAAGUCAUCCCAGCAGACGGCCUCCACGCUGCCAGAGAACACGCCAGUGGUAGCAACCAAAGGCCACGCCAGAAGUCCAUCUACAUCUUCACUUCCUGAUCUUUCAGAUACUGCAGACAUUAACCCAUCUCCCUUGAAGUCUGAAAAUGCCUACACCAACUCUGAGGGCUCACCCACUGUCAGAGCACAGAGAUCACAGUCCUUCCACACUUCAUCAGCUUCCUCCUAUCAGCCUCCUCCAUACCCUGCCCGUUACCCCCAUCCAGACCCUGUCCUGCCUCGGUCCUCACCUCUUCCUACUCUUCCCUCGUACCAACUCCCAGCUCCCCCUUACCCCCCUUACCCCCUCUCAGCCCAGAGCUCCUCCCCUAGUCCCCCCCGAGUCCAAAGUAACCCUUCCCUCUUUACAACCCCAACUGCCCCCUCAGCUCCUCCACCUCCACCGCCACCGCCACCACCUCCUCCUGUUUCUCCUAAGUGGCCCCCUCCUGAUCAACCUGUCUUCUCUCUGGCCAAUGUGCUCUCUCUUGCCAUGAGCAUGGCACAGUCCUUCAUCCCUCCACCUGGGACCCCAAACCAAGGGUUUAGCCCCAACCCUCAUCCUAUGUCACCCCCAGCUGUCCUCACUCCCCCCAUGUCCCCAAUGCUGGGUUCAAAGCUUCAGUCCCCAAGUCCUGUCCCUUUCUCUGCUCCCUACCCAUCCCAGGCACCCUACACUCCACCCACCCCUGAAACAGGCUCCACCAACAUCCAGAGGGGGGCACAAGCUGGCUGGACUCCAGACAUACAUCGACCAAUAUUGGAGCAUCAAGAACAGGUGUCUGCCCCAGUUUCUUUGUCCCCCAGACUGUCACCCAUAGAGGAGGUGAGAAAACCUCCAAUCUUCACCGUUGGCCGUUUUCAGGUGGCACCCUCCAAAGACAUCCCUACUGUCCGCCAUCAGGAGCCUCGGCCUCUUAGCCAAGCCACACCCACCGCACACUCUCCACCCCCCUCAAUACCGGACCAAUCAGAAAGCUCAGAGAGCAGCACAGAGAGUGAAUCAGGAAGCAGCAUGAACACAGUGACAUUUGCCCCACCUUUGUGGUACCAUCAUAGCCCUGCGGAGCAGGGAGAGGAGGAGAGAAGCAGGAGGGAGAGGGAGGAAGAGGAGAAGAGGAGGAGAGGGGGGCGGAGGCUAAGUGUUAGCUCAUGGGAGGGGACGGCUGGCAGCCCGGGGAUGAGCGGUCAGUCGUGGAAUCGCUCUGCAUCCUACAACAGCUCUGACGAAUCAGAGAGCGAGAAUGAGGACAUGUGGGUGGAACUCCAAGAGCUACGUGAAAGACACCUGGCAGAGGUGAACAGCCUUCAGGUCAAUCAGAAGCGAGAGAUCGAGGAGCUGUAUGUCAGGAUGGGUAAAGUACCUCCCCCUGGCAUCGUCCCUCCAGCCGCAAUGCUGAACCACCGUCAACGACGCAUCUCCAAGAGUGGAACCUACCCACCUUCACGCAAGAACAGCCUGCAAAGGCUGGAAGUGCCACCCCCUUCAGGUAUCAUGAGGAAGAGCUCGGUCAGUGGCAGCAGCAGUGGAUCUCAGGAGAGAGCAGGGAAAGGUGUGACCUUUGCCCCUGAGCACACAUGCAUGUGAGAGAAAAUGUGGAGCUUCUGACUGAAGUUGGUCAACGUUGGUUGAUCAACGAAGAAAAAGGAUAAAGAAGAGGAAACCUCCUGAACAUAUGCGUCACUUUAUUCUACUACCUACAGAAAUGUGAAAUCCCAUCCAUCCAUCAUCUCUACCUCUGAUGUUGAUCCCAGCUGUCACUGAGCGAGAGGUGGGAUACAACCUGGACUGCUCUUCAGUAAACCACGGGGCUGAUGCAUAGAGAAAGAUAGACAUUCACUCUUGCACUCACUUCUAUGGGCAAUUUAGUCACCAAUUUACCUAACAAGCAUGUCUUUGGACUUUGGGAGGAAUCUGGAGUGUACAAAGAGAAGCCACUGGAAGAACAUACAAACUCCAAACAGAAAGACUGUCCAAGUGGGCUUUGAACCAGAAACCUUCCUGUGGUGAGGUGACACUGCAGUGCCGUGCAGCACACAAAUAUGGAAGUGUUAUAUUUUAUUAUGUUUUUAAAGUUGCUUUUGACUUAAAAGGACUGAGAAACUCAGUAAUCAGAAAUUUAAACGCUCUGAAUGAGCUGCAGAGCCUUUAGGCCAGAUCACAAUAGAGUCCUGCCCCGGCACAGAUGAACUGCAAAAAUGUUCAGGUUCAGGUAUAAAAUAUGAUAAUGUAAUUUCACGAUUAGGGCACAAGUAAAAAUAUACAGAAUGUGUCCGGGUAGGACGGAGUGAGCUCAUAUUUCUGGUAAACUUUUAACUGAUCCGUUCAUUCUUCAGAACAUGAAUGAAAGGAUGAACGUAGUUCAGUCCGAAGCCACUGAACAUCCGCUCAUAAAGGAAAGAAGAUCUGGCUGCAGACCUCUACAAUGGAGUGAACUCGACUGUGGGGCUGGAGGUAUUUUAAUAACCCAAGCAGGAACCAGAAUGAAAUACUGAAUGAAGUAUAUUUUUCACUCACUGUCAGAGAUUACAGUAAGAGGGUAUUUUUCUCAACAGCAGAAUUUUAUGAAAAAAACAAAAAAAAAAAUAGAAAAUUUAUUGG